Clupea harengus (Atlantic herring) is the source of this 1976-nucleotide messenger RNA. Its product is annotated as transmembrane emp24 domain-containing protein 2. Lineage: Eukaryota; Metazoa; Chordata; Actinopteri; Clupeiformes; Clupeidae. The record is from RefSeq and is a predicted model, not a curated record.
UCCUCCAGUCACAAACGGCCAUCUACAUCAAGUAACUCCUCCUCCGCAAGUCGGUGGCUUGCGAGGACUGUCUUCCUAGAAUACUGUGUGCUAGCUAUCCUCUUUACUUCAAUUUGUAGUCAAAGAGAAAUUGCCAUCAUGUUCACGCUUUCUGAAGUCAUUGUUUUAGUGGCAAUGUUGUCCACCACAGCAUCCGGAUACUUCGUUAGCAUAGACGCUCAUGCCGAAGAGUGCUUUUUCGAACGGGUCAACUCCGGCACCAAGAUGGGCCUAAUGUUUGAGGUUGCAGAGGGAGGCUUCCUGGACAUCGAUGUGGAGAUUACUGGCCCGGAUGGGAAGCAGAUAUAUAAGGGAGACCGAGAGUCCAGUGGGAAGUAUUCUGUUGCUGCCCAUAUGGACGGCACAUACAAGUUCUGCUUCAGUAACAAGAUGUCAACUAUGACUCCCAAAAUAGUCAUGUUCACCAUCGAUAUCGGAGAGGCACCGAAAGGUGACAUCAUGGAGACGGAAGUUGGUGGUGACACCUGGGAUGUCCAUCAAAACAAACUGGAGGAGAUGAUCAACGAGCUGGCUGUGGCCAUGACUGCUGUCAAGCAUGAGCAGGAAUACAUGGAGGUCCGCGAGAGGAUACACAGAGCCAUCAACGACAACACAAACAGCCGAGUGGUGCUAUGGUCUUUCUUCGAGGCGCUGGUCUUGGUUGCCAUGACGUUGGGACAGAUUUACUACCUGAAGAGAUUUUUCGAAGUGCGGAGAGUCGUGUAAAAGUUUGGUUUUACAUGUAAGAUUUUUUUACUCCAAAAGUGUCCCCCCCAUCAACUGGUACCAUUUGCAGAAAAAAAAUGAAAAUGGUCCAUAGCCAUGCCGCAAGAUUGGAAAUUGUCCGGACCCCAGGAAAAGGUGUCUUUCCCCACCUUCCGCUCUCUCUCCGUCUGAAAUAAAAAAUGUUUUUCUUUUUGUUGCCCAUGUUACUUUUUAGUAGUCACCCCGUUAGCACUGUUAAGAAGAAAAAAAACUGUCCUCCAACCCUUGUUUUGAAGACUAACUUUCAGCUGUGAUGGAGUGAUAUUUUUUCAUGUUGUCACUAUUUUAUUAGUCAAGAAUGUCAUGAAUGUGAGGGAUACUGUAUCUUUUGCUACAACUGCGGGCGGGCGGGUGGGUUGGGGAGGGUAGGGUCUGCAGAUAUUAUGUGGACUUGGAACGUGCACUGUGGGAAAUGGCAUCAUUUUAAAGACAUUCAAUUUUAAUUGUUUAGUUAAGGAAGAGCAAUAUGUAGGGUGUGGGCGGGGGUGGGUUAUUAGUGUAAAUCCUGCUUUUUCUUUAUGUGUUCGCUCUUUUUCACAAUGCCAUUUGUGCCAUCAGGCAUGACUCUCUGUCGGUUUCAACAGGCUUGCGAAAAGGUGACUUUGCCAUCACUGGUCAACGGGGGUUCGCAAACGUCAGGAUGAGUUCCGGUUGGUUUCUCCAAACUCCAUGUGCAACGCUUUGAUAUGUCCUUAGAAUCCAGCCAUUCAAACCCCAACUUGACCUCUCGAGUUUAAAUUCAAAGGAAACGAUGGCAACUUUGAGUUAAAAAGCUCGGCUCACAAAGGCACAUCCCGCAUACACUUUGAAUCAUUUGUGGUCUGUGAAGCUGGGAACUUGGCUUUUCUUUAGCUUGGUUUUUUUUUUUUGCUUUUUUUUUUUUUUUUUACUGGGGUGAGAAGUACAAUAGUGUGGACACACUGGGAUGUAGAUGACUAACUGCUUGAGCCUCAGUAUGGAACCAUGAAAAGGCAAAUUUAUCCAACUGUAAUUUUGUACAAAUUUUAAGUUUAUUUCAAUAUAUGUGUGGGGGAAGCUAUGUUUUCUCUGUUUGUGUUGGGGAAAAGAGAGUUGUUUUGGUUGAACGGGAAGGAACAAAUCCUUGGAAUUGAUGCUCAUCUAAAGUUGUCAAGGUGUGAAGUUCAAACAUGACCUGGCUUUAAUUGGGGAAA